CCAAUCAGACUGCAGCACGGCCACUCCAUCACUCCUCAGUUUCCAAGGCAACUGGGCUGCUCUCCUGAAAGGCGCUACAUCAUCAGCAUCCGUCCGGCGAGGGCUGCUCGAGGCAGGCAGCCCUGCAGUGGCACCUCCCUCACACACACACACACCGCACUGGAUGGACAAAUGGAGGAGAUAGUGUUAUGAUAAACCAAAAGUCCCCAUCCUCAGGAUCCUAUUACAUUUCACCAUGAACGUUGUCAUAUCACCAAAUGCCAGUGAGGCUUCGUCCCCUAUGAUAACUGCAGUGACCCCAACCCUGGAACCGGGCCCUGAUAAACAUGAUGAUCCAGACGUGUGUGAACCCAGCGUUAGCGCUGAUGGGUCGACCCAGAAACAAGAUCCCUACCGCAGGUUCCAGAAACCUCCGCCUCUCCACACUGGGGCCGACUGGAAGGUGGUUCUCCAUCUGCCGGAGAUCGAGACCUGGCUGAGGACCACCACGGAGAGGGUCCGAGAUCUCACACACUCUGUGCAGCAGGACAGCAGCAAUAGACAUGUGGAUGUGCAUCUGGUGCAACUCAAGGUAAGAAUGCUUUAAUACUCAAUCCUGAUU
Molecule: messenger RNA, 601 nt
Organism: Danio rerio (zebrafish)
Lineage: Eukaryota; Metazoa; Chordata; Actinopteri; Cypriniformes; Danionidae
Source: RefSeq, a predicted model, not a curated record